GUUGGAAGCCACUGUUAAGGGAAUACCUCCGAAGGUGCUCGGUUCUGCAGCUUAUCAAGUGGCAAACAUGGAUGUGUUAAAUGGUACCCCUGCACUUUUCCUAAUACUGCUGUUCUACAAGAGUAACCAGCUCUCAUCCUUUCUUGAAGAUGAGAGGUUUUUUUCAAGCCUGGAAACCCUUGUGAGCUGUGGGUUUUGUGGACCUACAUCGCCCCUGGCAUUUGGAGAGGCUGUUUUAGGAGCGAUUAGUGGGAGUGUGGAGGCUGUUAAGAACAAGAAACGGCUCUGGAGGAUGUGGAGCGCGGUGGUAAACCCUCUGACGGACACCAUCACUCGGACCAAUGAAGUUAAUCAAGGAGAUGCUCUGGAGCAUAACUUCAGUGCCAUUUACAGUGCCUUGAUGUUCCCAGUCAUUCACCUGCUGCCUGGUUCGCCCCUACCCCAAACCACUCAGAAGGCCAUGAUCGGUACGUGGUCCAGGCUUUACAAGGCGUUUGCUCGCUGCUCAGCUUUGGUAGCCACAGCGGAGGAGAACAUAUGCUGUGAAGAGCUGUGCGCCAAGAUCUCUGCCUCUCUUGACACCGACGCUCUGAAAAAUCUGCCAAUGUUAGAUGCAAUGGCACAUAUCUUGCUGGUCAUCAUUGAGAGUAUGGACUUCUCUCCUUACACCCCACAGUUCCAGCAGAAGAUGAAAUCUCCUCAUACACCUUUGAGUUGGGUACGCAAGAGGAGCAAAGCUCUGGGGAAUCUCUCGACCUUUCACACUCUCCUGAUGCAGACUCUAGAUGCUUUCCUGUCUGUGGACCUCUCAGAAGCAUCUGUAGAGUCCACCAGUGGAGUUUUCAGUGGAAUUGGCUUGACGCUGGUCUCUAACUUGUCAACACUUUUCACUAAUAUCACUCUACCCACGUUCAUUCAAGAGGUGCUGUCCACCCUCACCAAACCACUCGCGCGCCUUUUUGAACAGUUCUCCAGUCAUGAUGAACCAUCAAAGCUCAGUGCGACACUAGGACCCAAGUUUGAGAAACUGGCCACAGACCUGCUUGGCUGCCUUCAGACGCAAUCAACUCUGCAUGAUGAUGAGAUGCUUGCCAUGUUGUCGCCCUUGCUUUGUGUGCUUUUUCCGCACAAGAGCAAGCAAAUUCGUACUGUGGUCACGCAGUUCUGGAAUGCCACCUUUGGAAAUGCACUCACCUUGACUUACCCUGAGCCUCUCAAGUCUGUUUUAAGUCAGGCUAAGCAAAAGACUCCACUGAUUUUACCUGGUUUUGAAGCCGUUGAUGCACCAGAUGAUUGCAGUGGACAGUAUACGGGUGAGAGUUCUCAGCUGGACCCACAGAUCAGCGGGGUAAAGAUGACCUCUGUGGGAAAGAGGGACUCUCUUCUGGCGAGGGCAGAAGAGCUUAAAGGAAGAGGCUCUGCAACUGCAGCAAAGCCGAUGUCUGUAAAGCUGGAUUUUGGAUCACCCAAGCCCUUGAAGCGAGACGCUAUUGAGGAGGCGGCAUCAGUGGAUUUUGUUUUUAUUCCCCCUGAGACAAAGGAGAGAGUGCUAACUGAGCACCAGAAAGAGGUCAAAAGGACUAAACGGGUUGACAUUCCUGCACUGUAUAAUAAUCUGGAUGUCUCCCUGGACACCACAGCCUUUUCACAGUAUACUCAGAGUCAGGAAGAGUCCAUGGACAAAUUGACAAAUGAUGAAAAGGAUCAACCAGAGGAAGAUGCUGAUUUUCAGCUAAAGGAGGUUGCCUCAACUGAGGAACCAACCACAGAUGUUAAACUAACCCAAGAAGGCACUGGGUCGGUUGUAGAAACACCAGAGAAAGCUACACAAAAUAAAGAUAAAACUUCAGAGAAGAAUCAAUCACCAUCCAGUGACAUCUCAGUUGAUGUGAGUGGGCAUGAGAAAAGUGGACUUGAGGGGACCAGCCCUAAUGUUUCAGGUUCAUCUGAUAUGAUAUCAGGUACACCACCUAAACCCAAUAGGAGGCGUCAGUCUUUCAUAACCUUAGAGAAAUAUGUUGAUGGGAAAUCACCAAGUCCUGCAAGUGUUGCAUUUACUGGUCCGCACAUUCGCAAAUCAAGUAGACUGAGUUCUUCAAAGGCAUUGGAGGCUACUCCAAAUGACUCACAACUUCAGACUACAAAAGAGGACUCUCGAAAGAGAAGCAGCACUGACCCAUCUGCUCAAAAUGAGGAAGUAAAAGAUAAGAUGUCAACAGGUCAUCGUGGUGAAGGUACAGAUGAAGAAGAGGAUGAUGUGGUCCCAGAUAUCCAGACCCAAUUAUCUGGUGACACGUCAGGUGAUAAGAAAAGUCCUGUGUCCAAAGCCAGUGUAGAGGAACAAGAUUCUCCUGAAAAAGAUUCACAGAGUCUUGCUGAUUCUCAAGCUAGUCAAGAACCAAGAAGGUCAGGCAGACGGCGAAGUAAACCUGUACGCCCAGGGGAAGAUCCAGGGGAGAUGAAAAGCAGAUGUCAAGAACAAGUUGCAGAUUCUGCGGUGACAAAUACACAGAAGCACAUACCGUCCCCAACAAUUAGCAUUUUGACAGGAAGAAGUACGGUUAUUGAGGACCGUAAAUUUGGAGAUCAGUUGAACACUAAAGGAAUAGAAGGAGAGCUUAGCCAAAGUAAUUCACAGAUUUCCUCUGCAGAAUCUUCACAGGCACUUCCACAGGUUCCAAUAUUUAUGCUUGGUAAGAAAGAGCCAAGCCAGACUGUGUCCUCUUCUGAUAGUUCUCCUGUAACUCAAUCGGAUGGCCAAAGCAAAGAGCGAUCGUCAACUCUCAAUGAGCCUGAAGGUUUGUCACCGGGUAAACCUAUGAGGAAGACUAGAGCGCACCUUGAGGAAUCAACAGACAAGGAGGCAGAUGAAAACUCACAAAACGAUCCUCAUAAUGCUGCAUCCACUUUGAAAAAGAAACAUUCACAGACACCUCUUUCCGAUUCUGAGGCUGAUGGCCAGCAAACUGCCCGAACGCGAAGAACAAGGAGAUCUGAAUCUCAAUUACUGGAGCUGGCUGGUUCGCAGACCAAAGACGACUUAAGUCAGACAGACUCUCAAACACUGACAAUGGUGAAGGGUAGAGCUAUGCGAAGGAGAACUGCAGAAGAAGAGACCGACUAUAGUAUUAGAGAUGCCACAUCAACUGUAAAUGCUGAGGAGUUAAGUGCAAGCCAAGAUUCCUCAGAAGGUCUUGGUAGAUAUAGAACUCGACGCUCUAAAGGUUUGUUGGCUCCUACCGACAACACAGAGUCUGAAAACUCUGAUAGCCGACAAGAUGGACCAAGGCCUAAAAAGAGGCCGCGCAAAACAUUAUCCACAGAGGUGCUGCCAGUUGCCACAGAGCACAUAGUUACCGAGAUGGGGCCAGAUAAGGAGGGUAUUGAUGUUUCAAUGGAGAUGUCACAGGACGAGGCAGAUAUUGAAACUAGUUUGAAUAUUUUAGUCAUUGAGACCGAAGAACUUGAGCAAAAGUACAAAGAAGAGGUCCCUGCCCCUGAUGGUGUACCACAUGAACAGAUUACCUCGGAAAAAGAAGCAGAUGAUGUCAAAAUUCAGAUAGAACUGAAGACUGAAACUUACACAGAUGAGAAGGAGGUCAUUAGUGAGAAAGCAGAAGGUGAAGAAUUGAAUUCAUCUUCACAGAUUGGAUUGGAAGAUUUAAUCGAGAAGACUAAUGUUCCGCGUAAAUGUCCACAUACCAGGGGACGGGGCCGUGGGCGUAGACGAUCUAGAAGCUGCAACUGCUUUUCAAACAACCGUGAUGUGUUCUCACAGGGCAGUGACUUCCAAGAAUCGCAGGAUCUGAAAAGUGAGCAGGUUCCACUUGUCACUGAUGCCCUGAACUCUCAACCUGAGCAGUCAAGCUCAACAUCCGUAGCAGAGAAAAGCGAGAGCUCAGGAAUUGCAGAUGUCCCAGAUGCUGAUUUUCAGCCAUUUUCAGCAUUGCCUGCUCAAUUCCCAUCUGAGGUUUUCCCUUCUGAAAGUCCCAUUGCAAAGCUUGGUGUAAUUGUUUCUCAGCUGUCUGAAGCAGAGGAAGGAACACAGCUUGAAUCAUCCAAACCAACAGGUGAAUCAAACAAGGAGCAUGUAGAGCUCCCAGAGGCCGAGACAAAGCAGUUGGAGAGUGCAGAAGAUGUCAAAAUUAAGAUAGAACUGAAGACUGAAACUGAUACAGAUGAGAAGGAGGUCAUUAGUGAGAAAGCAGAAGGUGAAGAAUUGAAUUCAUCUUCACAGAUUGGAUCGGAAGAUUUAAUCGAGAAGACUAAUGUUCCGCGUAAAUGUCCACAUACCAGGGGACGGGGCCGUGGGCGUAGACGAUCUAGAAGCUGCAACUGCUUUUCAAACAACCGUGAUGUGUUCUUACAGGGCAGUGACUUCCAAGAAUCGCAGGAUCUGAAAAGUGAGCAGGUUCCACUUGUCACUGAUGCCCUGAACUCUCAACCUGAGCAGUCAAGCUCAACAUCUGUAGCAGAGAAAAGCGAGAGCUCCGGAAUUGCAGAUGUCCCAGAUGCUGAUUUUCAGCCAUUUUCAGCCUUGCCUGCUCAACUCCCAUCUGAGGUUUUCCUUUCUGAAAGUCCCAUUGCAAAGCUUGGUGUAAUUGUUUCUCAGCUGUCUGAAGCAGAGGAAGGAACACAGGCUGAAUCAUCCAAACCAACAGGUGAAUCAAACAAGGAGCAUGUAGAGCUCCUGGAGGCAGAGACAAAGCAGUUGGAGAGUUCUGGGUGCACAGGUAGUCAAAAGCACAAAGAAGAAGAUGGAUUGGAAAACACUUCAGUAAGUCAAGAACCUCUCCAGAGUUCAACACCUCAAGACACAUCUCCAAGUCAAGGACGCCCAGUGGAAGAUGCACCUAAAUGCCAAGAGCAGCUAGAGUCUUCCCGUGUCCAGCAGGAGGAUGCAGUUAACCCAGCAGUGAAGGAAAGUGAAGACCUUGCUGUUUCUGAGUCAAAUGGCAAAGAAUUGCUUGACAAGGAUGUUGCUCUUGUUGAGAAGGAUGAAGACACUCAGAUAGACAACCGUGAUCCUCCUGUGUACCCACAAGAAGAGAUGUCUGUACCUCCUGAAAGUAGUACCUCUGGAGCCUGCUUAGAUUCACCACCCAAGCCUAAACCUUUGGACGCUCUUAGUGGCGAGCUGGAGCCUGGCCAGAGUCCGAGCAGAAACCGAUCUAGUGUCUGGUCUCCAUCUGCUUCUCCAUCCACCAGUAUUCUGAAGAAGGGGCAGAAGAGAACAUGUGAAGAGGAUACACCCUCCCCUCUUCAUAAGUCGCGUCGAGUGUCUUUUGCAACUCCAAUUUAUCAUCAAGAACUGGCUGAUGAUAUUGAUCGACGUAGUCCAGUUAUUCGCACAAGCUCACCUAGGUCCAAAGUCUUGAGUGGACAGUCGAAGUAUAUCACUACACCCACAAAAGGAUAUACAAGUCUAAGUCCACGUAACCUCCGUAGCCCUGGAUCCAAAAGCUCUAAAAAAUGCCUGAUUUCAGAGAUGAGCCAGGAGCCACGUCCUAUUGCUAAAGAUUGUGUUUAUCCAGCACUUGUUGGCUGCUCUACCCCUGUAGAGGCUGUUUUACCACAGAUAUCCUCCAACAUGUGGCCUCGUGGCUUUGGUCAGCUUGUUAGAGCAAGAAACAUCAAAACGGUUGGAGACCUGAGUGCCCUUACCCCAAGUGAAAUCAAGUCUCUUCCUAUUCGCUCGCCUAAGCUGUCCAAUGUGAGGAAAGCACUUAAAACCUAUUAUGAACUGCAGAGAAAAGGGAGUUCUGAUGACCUAAAGAGUUUUGACGAAAUGGAGAAAAUGACAUCUGAGCCUGAAGAGAUGGAGCUUCCUCAAAACCAAGAGGAGGAGCAAACACUAGGAGAGGCUCAAGAUGACAGACCAUCAGAAGUGGAAGUAGAUUCAGAACCGAUGGCUGAGGAGAACAAAUCUCGUGAUUUGCUCUCAGAUGUUGAAGCCCUUAGUGGACACCUAACUUCAGAGGAACUUGGUCGCUGCUCACCCAACCAGCUGGGUCUGAUGCACGAACAUCUGAGCGGAAUGAUGAGAAGCAUUGUGACCCACAUGCAGUCCCGCUUGCUGAGUCAUCUUGAUGAUAGCUUGCCAUGAGGAAUCUUGAUGAUAGCUUGCCAUGAGGACAUUGAGACAUUUUCCUGACAUAAUUCACUUUUAACUUGAAGAUUAACAGUGGACUGCUCAUUUCUCAAGUUUUAGCUUGAAUUUUAGAGUAGAUGAAUUUCUAAUUAUGCUCUUUCAGAGAAUAGACUUCAGUGGCCGAAAGCCAUUGCUACUUAAGUGUCAAUGUAUUUUAUGGAGUGAUUUUUAAGACCGUAAAAUUGUGGUGAGAUGCCAAGGAAACUUUUUUUUUUUUUAAUAAAGCUAUAGUAUUAAUACAAUUUCUUUUUUCAUUAAAUGCUUGGAUUUUUUUUGUCAAUAGCUCUCUUUGUACAAACCACUAAAUUACGAAUACAUAUCCAUGACAGGAAACAGAUGGACUGCAGAAGCAUGGUGUGUUUUAUUAUCUACUGAUUCAAGGUAUACAUCUUCCUCUAACCCCACACCUACAGAAUCAAAGAAACAAAACACACAUGCAAAUAGUGGCCAGCCUUCAGCAAGGGAGGGAGGAGGCUUGCUUUUAACAUCAAUACAUUUUCAUUUUUGAGGAACUGAUGGCCUGUCCUCAACGUCUUCAAGGUUUUUUUUUCUUAUUUUCAUUUUCACUUUAGUGCCGCUGUUCGGUUUUUAUAAAACAAUUUCAGAUUUUCCUUUUUCACAUAUAAAGUGAACCAUGAGCCCAUCUCUCGUUGUGCAAACGUUUCAGCGUUAAAACUUUCAGGAUGGCCUUCUUUGAAUGUAGUGUGAUUGCAAUAUACAAAAAUAAUGGGCUCCAGUUACUU
Molecule: messenger RNA, 6894 nt
Organism: Sinocyclocheilus rhinocerous
Lineage: Eukaryota; Metazoa; Chordata; Actinopteri; Cypriniformes; Cyprinidae
Product: telomere-associated protein RIF1-like
Exons: 22
Coding region: 68-6106 (2012 amino acids)
Biological process (GO): telomere maintenance
Cellular component (GO): chromosome, telomeric repeat region; nucleus
Source: RefSeq, a predicted model, not a curated record